GCUCGGGGCCCCGCCGCGUGCCGUCAGCUGCGCACGCGCGGGGAGGGGAGCUGAAGGGGUGGCAGCGACUGCGGCCCAGUCUGCCUUACUCAGCACACCUUAGCGGGCGACGAUGAAGCAGCAGCAGCAACCGGUCGCGUCGGUGGCGAAUACGGGCGCCAGUACUGCAGUCCCGGCCUUUCUCAGUAAACUCUGGGCGCUGGUUGGCGACGCGCCGAGUAACCAGCUGAUUACCUGGAGUCAGAAUGGGCAGAGUUUCCUGGUGUUGGAUGAACAAAGAUUUGCCAAAGAAAUUCUUCCAAAGUACUUCAAGCAUAACAACAUGGCAAGCUUUGUGAGACAGCUUAACAUGUAUGGUUUCCGUAAGGUAGUCCAUGUUGACUCCGGCAUUGUCAAAUUGGAAAGAGAUGGUCCUGCUGAAUUCCAGCACCCCUACUUCAAGCAAGGACGUGAAGACUUACUGGAACACAUUAAAAGAAAGGUUUCUUCUUCAAGGCCUGAAGAAAAUAAAAUUCGUCAGGAAGACCUGUCUAAAAUAAUAAGUAGUGCUCAGAAGGUUCAGAUUAAACAAGAGACUAUUGAAUCCAGGCUCUCUGCUCUAAAGAGAGAAAACGAAUCACUUUGGCGGGAGGUAGCAGAACUGAGAGCAAAACAUCUGCAACAGCAGCAAGUUAUUCGGAAGAUUGUUCAGUUCAUUGUUACCCUUGUUCAGAAUAACCAGCUUGUGAGCCUGAAACGAAAACGCCCAUUGCUUCUGAAUACUAAUGGGACGCCAAAGUCCAACAUAUUCCAGCAGAUAGUCAAAGAACCAGCAGAAAACAAACAUCACGUACCACACAGCAGGACUGAUGGCUUGAAGCAGAGAGAACAGCUGUCGGAUGAUAUUAUUAUUUAUGAUAUCACUGAUGAUGAUAUUGGUGAUGAAGAAAAGGCUCCAGUUACUCCAGAAACCAGUGAGGAUACUACAUCAGACUCAAACUAUAGUCCUGACAUUGUAAUAGUAGAAGAUGACAAUGAAGAUGACUACACUCCUAUAAUUCAAGAAAAUAAAAAUUCUGAACCAGUCAUAGUUCCAUCCAGUGAUUCUGUCAGUCCUUCCCCUGAUGGUACAAAUCCAUUAAUGUCCAGUGCUGUUCAGUUAAACAGCCAAUCUACUUUAACAGCAGAAGACCCAGUCUCAUUGAUGGAUUCAAUACUCAGUGAGAAUGGAGUGAUUUCACAAAAUAUCAAUCUUCUUGGAAAGGUGGAACUCCUGGAUUACCUUGAGAGCAUUGAUUGCAGUUUAGAGGAUUUCCAGGCCAUGCUGUCGGGACGACAGUUCAGCAUAGAUCCAGAUCUUCUGGUUGAUCUUUUUUCAAGUUCUGUGCAGAUGAAUCCUACAGGUCAUAUCAAUAGUAUAAAAGUGGAGACAAAGGGAAUUGAAACCAUGAAGGCUAAUUGUGCUCAACAAUCUACACAAGAUGUGCCUAAUUCUAACCCCAAAUCAGAUAAACAGCUCGUUCAGUAUACUGCCUUUCCCCUCCUUGCAUUCCUUGAUGGAAAUCCAGGCUCAGUGGAGAGUGCAAAUCUGACACCUGAAUCAGUAUCUUCUGUAGAUAAACCAUUAGAAGUGGAUGAACUCCUGGAAAGUGGUCUGGAUCCUCAACCAACCCAAAGCAAACUUGUUCGCCUGGAACCAUUGACAGAAGCGGAAGCCAGUGAAGCUACGCUAUUUUAUUUGUGUGAACUUGCUCCUGUGCCAAUGGACACUGACAUGCCACUGUUGAACAACUAAAUAUGAGAGAGAUAAAGCAAACUAUUUAUUUAGGCUAUUGUUUGGAAUCUAUCUUUUGUAAAUGGCAUUUUGUGAGAGCAGCUAAUGUGGAACCUAAAACAGUUUGACUUUGUGGAAAAGCGAUAGAACAGUCUCAAAGAGCAGUUCAAGCAUUUAUACAAACCAUCACCAGUUUGUUCAUACUGGGUUCAUUCUAGUGCUGUCAUAUUUGGAAUUGUAUGUAUUCAGAAUAUGCCAGGUAAUUAGAUACUCUAGUAAACCACUUGUGGGUUUUCAUGUUCACUUUUGGUCCUAAUGUAUGACAGAUGCAAGUAAUUCUGGAUGUCAUAGUACUUCCCAAGUUUUAUUCUUCUGUACUUUGUUUUCUAUUUUUACAACUUUGUUUAAAUAAAACUGUUAGGGGACCAGAA
Rhineura floridana is the source of this 2184-nucleotide messenger RNA. RefSeq names its product heat shock transcription factor 2 (gene HSF2). The transcript has 13 exons. Lineage: Eukaryota; Metazoa; Chordata; Lepidosauria; Squamata; Rhineuridae. The record is from RefSeq and is a predicted model, not a curated record. Gene Ontology annotation, biological process: regulation of DNA-templated transcription. Gene Ontology annotation, molecular function: sequence-specific DNA binding; DNA-binding transcription factor activity. Bases 113 to 1774 code for a protein of 553 amino acids.